Molecule: messenger RNA, 576 nt
Organism: Brugia malayi
Lineage: Eukaryota; Metazoa; Nematoda; Chromadorea; Rhabditida; Onchocercidae
Gene: Bma-atp-5
Exons: 4
Coding region: 1-576 (191 amino acids)
Biological process (GO): proton motive force-driven ATP synthesis
Molecular function (GO): proton transmembrane transporter activity
Source: RefSeq, a predicted model, not a curated record
AUGGCUACCAAACGAUUCACUCAAAGUGCUAUCAAUUUCAAAACAGUUAGUGAUUUGGUUGGCGAGAAGCAUGCUAAAGAAGUUACCGCAUUAGCACAACAUCAUCAACAUUACUUGAGUACCGUGAUGUCUAAACCUGCGGAACUGCCAAAAUAUGAUUUUGCUAAGUUGAAAAAGCAAAUGCCUGAACAUGCGAUUGCUUUGGACAAGCUGCAGAAGCAAUAUGAAGCAAUCAAAAUACCGUUUCACUCAGUACCAGAGCAAUUCAUGAAAGAGAUUGAUGAUUAUUUGAAAUACGUUAGCACAAAAAUGGAUUUUCUCAAUCGUAAGCUGACUGAUGCUGCGGAAGAUGAAAAAAAAAUCAAAGCGAAAUAUGAAAACAUGCCACCGAUUGAACAUUUUCGACCAGAACAUUAUGGGAAGUUCUUUCCUGAAGUGCACCGUGACGUCCGCUUGCCAAUUGAUCGUUUUACGACGGGUUGGGGUAGUACAAAUACUCCCGAGCAUUUCCAAGAAUUGAAAGAACUCUUUAAAGAUUAUCGAUCACGUCCAGUUCCCGAACACUUGCAGAAAUGA